CAGAGUGAACGGAUCCUCGCAUAACUUUUACUCCUCAAAAUUCCGUUGCCCAAUUUAGGUGCUAUACAUAGCGAGCGAUUCACAUCUCCGAUACAAUUACCAGCAUUCGUUUCAUAGCCGACUCAACAUGGGCCGUCUCGCGUCGUACUGGAGACCAUUGACGCUUAUCUGGAUCUCCAUCUGCUUCCACUGGGACACUCUCAAGAAUGCCGUCCGUAAAGAUGGUAUAAGCGCACUUGCCCGUCCACAGCUCAUCCGAGAUGCCGCUUCGGCAAAGCUUCUAAGCGCACACUCUGCCGGGUUCAUUGCAUUCGAAGACACAACCAUUGUCCCCUCUCUUGUUAAGGCCGCCCGAGGCGUGGUUCUUGAACUGGGCCCCGGGCCAGGCAAUCAGAUCCACCGUUACGAGACUUCUGUGGUAGAUUUCGUAUACGCCGUCGACCCUGUUGCCCACCACUACCAGAAUGAUAUUGCCGCCAAGCUCGCGAACCAUAGUCUCCGAGACAGGUACAAGCUUAUAACAUGCGGCAUCGAAGACAGCGACAUACUAAGAAGCGCAGGUGUUGUGGAGGGAAGCAUGGAUACCGUGUUGAGCAUUCAGGUCUUGUGUGCGAUAAACGAUCCGAAGCUAGUAAUGAAAGAGAUAUACAAGUUGUUGAAACCGGGAGGCAGGUUCAUCUUCUGGGAACAUGGCUGGAGCAAAGACCCUCUGACGAUCGCAACACAAGCUGUAUUGAACCCUGCUUGGAGCACGUUCGUGGGAUGUCGUUUGACUCGAAAUGUCAAAGCAGAUAUUCUCGGUGCUGGAGAGUGGGAGAACCCUGGGGGGAUCGAGGAGCCCGUCGAUCCGCACAGUUGCCUGCCUAGAAUCCAGGGCGUGCUCAUCAAGAAAGCUUGAUUAGAGUGACUGAUGAAUGGGCUGAACCGCAGGGACGCAUGAUAAAUCGCUUGCGGCUCAUCGUUUUCACCACAUGUGUGGUAGCAGCUUGACUGGCAAAAUUCACUUAAGUCUUGUGCGAAAGGAAAGUUCGUAUUUUAUUCGACAAGCUGCGUGCAAAGGAUGAAAACGGUUCGCAUCCUUCGUUGUACCAUGCUCGGACGAAUACUCGCAUCCAAGUGGUCACUUGUGAUGUAUUACGUAGACGUUACUUCGUUGCCAAGUCCGUGAUAUCGCCUAGAUAUUAAGUUGUGACUGGCUUUUCUUUCUUAUUCACUUCCCCCU
Messenger RNA from Truncatella angustata, 1222 nucleotides. Its product is annotated as methyltransferase type 11. Gene Ontology annotation, molecular function: S-adenosylmethionine-dependent methyltransferase activity. The transcript is spliced from 5 exons. The record is from RefSeq and is a predicted model, not a curated record. Lineage: Eukaryota; Fungi; Ascomycota; Sordariomycetes; Amphisphaeriales; Sporocadaceae. The coding region runs from base 128 to 898 and encodes 256 amino acids.